Molecule: messenger RNA, 1458 nt
Organism: Oldenlandia corymbosa var. corymbosa
Lineage: Eukaryota; Viridiplantae; Streptophyta; Magnoliopsida; Gentianales; Rubiaceae
Source: the annotation of a GenBank genome assembly
AUUACUUUGCAAUGGGAUCCUUUUCUACAUUGUUUCCUCAAAUCCUCUUCGUAAUAGUAGUAUUAUCCAGUUGCUCCGCUAACAUUCAUGGCCAAUUCAUAACAUCCAAGGCUUCCAGACCAAAAUCCCUUGUCCUUCCGUUGACCAAAGACCCAUCUACUGGUCAACACAUCACCGAAAUCCGCCAAAGAACCCCUCUUGUCCCACUCAAACUAACCGUUGACCUCGGCGGCCGAUCCUUGUGGGUAGACUGUGACAGAAAUUACGUUAGCUCGACUUAUAGGCCGGCCAGGUGCCGCUCUGCUCUGUGCAACCUCGCCAACUCGAGAUCCUGCGGCGAUUGUUUUGACGGGCCUAAACCCGGAUGUAACAACGACACGUGUUCUCUGUUACCUGACAACUCGGUAACCAAAACCAGCACCAGCGGUGAGCUGGCAACCGACGUGGUCGCUGUCGAAUCAACGGACGGUAAGAAUCCCGGCGAUACCGUUACCGCGCCGAGGCUGGUCUUCACUUGCGGGUCAACGUUUCUUCUGGAAGGCCUUGCGAAUGGGGUAUCGGGAAUGGCCGGACUCGGGAGGGAUCCCGUCGGGCUUCCUUCCCAAUUUGCGAGCGCCUUCAGCUUUUCGAGAAGAUUCGCUCUCUGUUUGGGAUCAUCCUCGAAAGGUGUACUAUUCAUCGGAGAAGGUCCGUACAUUUUCCAACCCACCGGAGUUGACGUGUCGCAAAACCUUCACUAUACCCCGCUUUUCAUCAACCCGGUUAGUACCGCCAGCUCUUCUUUCGAAGGCGAAAAAUCCGUGGAGUACUUUGUCGGGGUGACUGCGAUUAAGGUUAGCCGGGAAGCCGUGCCGAUAAAUCCGGCGUUGUUGCAAAUCGAUAGCCAAGGCAAUGGCGGGACAAAGAUCAGCACCGUUGAUGGUUACACAGUCAUGGAAACAUCAAUCUACCGGGCCUUUACGAAUGCAUUCACGAAAGCGAUGGCCGUGUAUCCUGGGGCUCCUAGAUUGGCAUCGGUCGCGCCUUUCGAAUUCUGUUUUGACUCCACUAACUUGCCAGUUACUCGUGUCGGUCCACCGAUUCCGGGUGUUGACAUUGUUUUCCAGGACGAAACGGUGUCCUGGACGCUAUUUGGCGCAAAUUUGAUGGUGGAAGUCAAGAAAAAUGUUAUAUGCCUUGGUGUUUUGGACGGUGGUUUGAAUCCAAGAACAUCUAUUGUGAUUGGGGCACACCAGUUUGAAGAUAACCUUCUUGAGUUUGAUAUAGCAAGAUCCAGGCUUGGUUUCAGCGAGACUUUGAUAUACCGCCAAACUACUUGUUCCAACUUCAACUUCACAUCAACUGCAAGUACUACUCUUCAGGUUGUUUGAUUGAGCUUUUAGUGGAGUCCCACUGAUCCGAAUAAACAAAAACCGUGUGAGCGUUUGCCAAAUAAACUCAGCAAUCCUUGCUAUGUGC